AUGUUUGCUUCCAUUCGCCUCGCAUCUCUCCCAAAGGGACCCUCCAUGGCCCGACACUUCAGCUACACCUCUGCAGCCCGUGCAGCCGAGGUCAAGUCGUUGGGUGUUAUCGGUGCGGGUCAGAUGGGUCUCGGAAUUGCUCUUGUUGCUGCUCAGAAGGCACAAGUCCCUGUCACACUUGUCGACAGCUCACAGGCCUCCUUGGAUAAGGGCCUCAAGUUUGCCGACAAGCUUCUUGAGAAGGAUGUCGCUAAGCAACGUCUUACACGAGACGCUGCUGAUGCGGCCCGAGCCCUUCUAAUCCCAACUGUCAAGAUAGAUGACCUGUCUUCCGUUGACUUUGUCAUUGAAGCGGUGCCAGAGAUCCCAGAUCUCAAAACCAAGAUCUUCUCCAGCUUAGCGCAGAUUGCACCUAAGCAUGCCAUCCUUGCUACAAACACCUCAUCUAUCUCCAUCACUAAGAUCGCUGCUGCCACCAGCACAGACCCUACAGACCUCCAGGCUUCCUCCCGGGUGAUCUCCACUCACUUCAUGAACCCUGUGCCGAUCCAGAAGGGCGUUGAGAUUAUCCGUGGUCUUCAGACCUCACAAGAGACCAUGGACACAGCCAUUGCCUUCGUCGAGCGGAUGGGCAAGGUCGCCUCUGUGUCCGCCGACUCUCCUGGAUUCCUGGCUAACCGCAUCCUCAUGCCAUACCUCAAUGAGGCUGUGAUCUGUCUCGAGACCGGUGUCGGUGGUCGUGAAGAUAUCGACAACAUCAUGAAGACUGGCACCAACGUGCCCAUGGGCCCCCUUGUUCUCGCUGACUUCAUCGGCCUGGACACGUGCCUCGCUAUUAUGAACGUUCUGCACCAAGAGACCGGCGAUAGUAAGUACAGACCCGCUGGUCUUCUACGCCGCAUGGUGGAUGCUGGUUGGCUGGGCAGGAAGAGCGGCAAGGGCUUCUACGACUAUUAA
Molecule: messenger RNA, 957 nt
Organism: Penicillium brevicompactum
Lineage: Eukaryota; Fungi; Ascomycota; Eurotiomycetes; Eurotiales; Aspergillaceae
Product: 3-hydroxyacyl-CoA dehydrogenase family protein
Exons: 3
Coding region: 1-957 (318 amino acids)
Biological process (GO): fatty acid metabolic process
Molecular function (GO): NAD+ binding; oxidoreductase activity, acting on the CH-OH group of donors, NAD or NADP as acceptor
Source: RefSeq, a predicted model, not a curated record